UCAACUUUUCGUCAAAUUCCGCACUCUAGAGAUGCGACUUUAGCUGGGGAGAAACAAUACAAACGUCCUCCUUUCGCUUUUAGCAGAGAAAACGGGAAGUGUUUGAAACCCCUAGGCGCCAUGUUUUCUUUCAUCAGUAACAGCAAGCGCUUUUGCGCUUCCCCAAUACUACGUACACUUGUUCUUCAACGACUCACAAGAACACUUUCCCACGCUUCGAAUGAAUCCGUUGUAUCGCUGGGUGCAAGUUCCACUUUCAUCCACCCUUCGGCGAUCGUUCAUCCGGCUGCUAUCAUCGGUCAGGGUGUUUCAAUCGGUCCUUUUUGUACCGUUGGUCCUUCUGCAAAGAUUGGGGAUGCUUGUAAACUGUACACAGGAAGCCAUAUCUUUGGGGAUACGGAGUUGGGCGAGAGCUGCAUCGUGAAGACUGGUGCCAUUGUUGGUGAAGAUCUUCCGGGGCGUACAGUCAUUGGAUACAAUAACAUUAUUGGACAUCAUUCGGUUGUUGGGGUGAAAUGUCAGGAUAUGAAAUACAAACCAGGGGAUGAGUGCUACCUUGACGUUGGUGAUAACAAUGAUAUUCGAGAGUAUACAUCUAUCCAUCGAUCUUCAAAAUCAAGUGAUGGAACGGUUAUUGGUCACAGCAAUCUGAUCAUGGGAUCAUGUCAUAUUGCACAUGACUGCAAAGUGGGUAACAACAAUAUUUUUGCAAAUAGUACUCUUUUAGCUGGUCAUGUUGUGGUGGAAGAUUACACCCACACUGCAGGGGCAAUUGUUGUUCAUCAAUUUUGUCACGUGGGAUCUUUUUCUUUUAUUGGUGGUGGCUCUGUGGUUUCACAAGAUGUCCCAAAGUAUAUGAUGGUAGCUGGGGACAGAGCAGAGCUCCGUGGAUUAAAUUUUGAGGGUCUCCGACGUCGUGGUUUCUCAGCUGAAGAGAUCAAAAGCAUGAGGAGGGCUUACCGCAAGAUAUUCAUGCCCAAAGAUGCGACAUCAGGAGGUAUUGAGGAACGUCUUAUAGAAGUGGUGCAGAAUGAAGAAUUAGCCAACUUUCCUUCUGUAUGCUCUAUGGUGCAAUCUAUCCGUGACUCUUUUGAGGAAAACCGCCGUGGAAUUUGCAAGUAUAGACAUUGGAGUGGCUCUUGAAGACAGUUAUGAUAUUGGUUUUCACAAGUUGAUACAGAAGUCUACAUGGUGCAAGCUAGUACUGUUCCUGGAGCUCGAUGUCACAGCCAAAUAUGAGACUUUCUUACUGGAUCAUUGCGAAAGCUCUAUAUGCAUCAAAGUUGGAGAUUGGGGAUUAUUACUGAAAUUAUAUUCUAAAAGCCUACUUUCUCCUACUGAUUGUUGGUUGACUGGGGCCUGGGGAGUUUCUAGAUUGGGUCUUGAGUUUUCGAUUUUCACACAAGCUAUUUAUUUGUUGCUGUAAUAUUUACAGUAUCUGACAUUUGAUUGGUUCUUCAAUGCCUUGUUUGGGAAACUUAUUCUUUGACUAUCUGUAUUAGUUCGUUGAUGCCUAAAUAGGCAUAGUUGUUGGCUGAUGGGGAUAAUUAGAUUAUUAACAAUGUUAUGCCUCUUGUGCUUCCAUAUUUA
Messenger RNA from Macadamia integrifolia, 1590 nucleotides. RefSeq names its product probable acyl-[acyl-carrier-protein]--UDP-N-acetylglucosamine O-acyltransferase, mitochondrial. The record is from RefSeq and is a predicted model, not a curated record. Gene Ontology annotation, molecular function: acyl-[acyl-carrier-protein]-UDP-N-acetylglucosamine O-acyltransferase activity. Lineage: Eukaryota; Viridiplantae; Streptophyta; Magnoliopsida; Proteales; Proteaceae. The transcript is spliced from 11 exons. Gene Ontology annotation, biological process: lipid biosynthetic process. Bases 121 to 1143 code for a protein of 340 amino acids.